This is a messenger RNA of Musa acuminata AAA Group (dessert banana), 1558 nucleotides long. Its product is annotated as protein BTR1-like. Gene Ontology annotation, cellular component: cytoplasm; cytosol. The transcript has 8 exons. NCBI's taxonomy places the organism in Eukaryota, Viridiplantae, Streptophyta, Magnoliopsida, Zingiberales, Musaceae. Gene Ontology annotation, biological process: regulation of gene expression. The record is from RefSeq and is a predicted model, not a curated record. Bases 224 to 1237 code for a protein of 337 amino acids. Gene Ontology annotation, molecular function: mRNA binding.
AAGAAAUAAAAAGGAAAAAGGAGUCGCUGCGGCGAAAGUGAGGCGGGCGAGGGCGAGGGCGAGAUCGUGAAGCCGUCCCUUCUCAGUCGCGACCGGGUUGAGAGAGAGAGAGAGAGAGAGAGAGAGCGAGAGAGAGGAAAAGAAAAGCCAGGUUCCUUCCUCCUCUCCUUCCCCUUCCCAUCUCCCACUCCCCUCUCCUCCCCGCCGUCCUCAAUCUUUCGCCAUGGAGUCCCCCGAGCUGCACGGUGAUUCCUUUCCAGACAACGCCCCCCGCCGAUCCGAGAACCUCAGAUCCCCAAAUCUAGAUGAAAUCGAGAAACAGACACACAUAAGGUUUCUUAUAUCAAACUCGGCUGCUGGUUGUAUCAUUGGGAAGGGUGGAUCAACAAUUUCUGAAUUCCAGUCACAAUCUGGAGCGCGUAUUCAGCUAUCACGUAAUCAUGAAGUCUUUCCAGGAACAUCGGAUAGAAUAGUAUUGAUUUCUGGGACUUUUCAUGAUGUUAUGAAGGCAAUGGAUCUGAUCCUGGAAAAGUUGUUAAAUGAGGUGGAAGAAAGUAAUGAUGUCGAAGGUAGACCAAAAGUCAGGCUUAUUAUUCCUAAUAGCUCAUGCGGUGCCAUAAUUGGAAAAGGAGGAUCAACUAUAAAGUCUUUUAUAGAAGACUCACGGGCUGGAAUUAAAAUAUCACCUCAGGAUACUAAUGCUGGCCUAAAUGAUAGGCUGGUUACCUUGACAGGAUCUUUUGAAGAACAAAUGCGUGCUAUCUAUCUUAUAUUGGCAAAAUUAAUAGAAGAUGCUCAUUAUCCACAAACAUUAAACUCAGCUUUUACAUAUUCAGGUGCUAAUUAUCCUGGUGUUCCUGUUGGCUAUAUGAUUCCUUCUGUAGCAUAUGGCCCUGUGAGUUAUGGACCCAAUGGAGUUGGAGGAAAAUAUCCAAUUAACAAGGGUGUGGCAUCACCUGUUAUUCCAUCACGGUCACCUGGUGGGCCUCAUGAAGGCCAGAGUAAUUCAGUGACAAUUGGCAUUGCAGAUGAGCAUAUUGGGGCGGUCGUUGGUCGUGGGGGAAGGAACAUAACAGAGAUAAGUCAGGUUAGUGGAGCUAGGAUCAAGAUAUCGGAUAGAGGUGAUUUCGUUUCGGGCACAUCAGAUAGGAAAGUAACAAUAACUGGAUCACCAGAAGCAAUUCGUGCUGCUGAGGCAAUGAUUAUGCAAAAAGUUUCAUCUAAUUCUGAGAGAUGAUAAAAGCCUGUUGGUUGGUUAAUUUUGCUGCAGAACCCAUAUGGUUUACUCAAGCUGCUUUGUGGGGAAACCCUUAAUUAAUCACGAGGCUGGAUAUUCUUUCAUACCAGUAACAGGUACUCACACUGCAAGAUCUGUAUUUUGUGAUACAAAUUGGAAAGGAUGGUGUCGUUUUCUAUAGCUUGGAUAAGUUAUGACAUUUUUUUUUAGGAAUUGCCUUAGUGGAGACUAGUUUUGUUGGAAUCUCUUCGGUAUUUGGAGUCUUCAAUCAACUAAAUAUUAAGACUUCUAAGGGAAUUUUGCUUUUGUUGGUGUAGUCAA